UCAUUUCGCGGAAGUCCCCCUUUCAUUGCGUCACACGAAAUGUGAAAACAAAAUAAUUAUUCAAAUAGUUGAGCGUGUAAAUUCAGUGACACGACGCAUUUAUUCUUCAAAUACUAAAUAUGUCUUCGUUUGUAAAUCACAGAAACGAGGCGUCGGUGAGCGUUGACCAGACGAGCUCUAAAGAAACUGUUACUUACUACAGAAUAACAGUUAAAGUUGGCCCUGUGCACUGGAACGUGUUGCAUCGCUACAAUGACUUUGUAGAGCUCCACGACAAGCUCGUCUCGAACCAUGGAGUGGCCAAGGAGUUAUUGCCCCCAAAGAAAGUUAUACGGAAUAAAACACCAAAGUUUGUAGAACAAAGAAGGGAGGCGUUGGACGUGUACUUGAAGAAUGUUUUCAACUAUCUGAAGCUGUCCAUGCCGUACGAAUUCGCCCACUUUCUGAACAUGCAUUUGUAUGAUAUAUUUUUCCUACUGCAGGAUUUGGCGAAGACUUUGUUUUUAGAAGGAGACAAGUUGUUAGAGAAUGAGAAGUCACAUAAAUUCACUCCAAUGGAGUUGCAUGCAAUAAGUGAGCGUUUAAAAAUGGCCUGCCCACCAACCGAGAAACAGGACCAGAUGUAUGACUUCAGCCACAUCCUGGACUACUGCUCGCAGCUCCGGGCCCUGAACAUCGAAGGCAGCUACGAGAAACUUGGCUCCAGCACCAUAGUCCCUAAUGAGCUGCAGUUUGACUUGAUACCAUUCAAGUCUCUGCAGGAAUUAACAAUACUUGGAGUUCCUAUGGGAUGUAUUCAGAGUGUUGGUUCUCUUCGGGACACUCUAAUCAGCCUGUCAGUGCUAGUAGCAAGCGUGGUGUCCAUGAAUGAGUUCCUGCUAGUGGACAUACUACAUAAAGACCCCUCCAGCAUAGCUGACACUGUGAAAUGGAAGAAGCUGUCAGUAGUGAACUUCGCAAGCAACAACAUAAAGGACAUGGACUGGGCGAUCAAACUCGUCCCAAAACUGCAGCAUCUCAGUUUAUCCUCCAACAAGCUCUCCGAGCUGUGCGACGUAUCCUGCCUCCACGAGCUCAGGGUCCUCAACCUAUCCAUGAACAACUUCCAACUCUGCGAGAGCUGGCACUCCAAAAUAGGUAACGUAGUCAAAUUAGAUCUCUCACAGAACAAAGUGGAAUCACUUCAAGGAUUCUCGAGGCUGUACUCCUUGGAAAGCUUGGAUUUAAGCUGUAACUGCGUCACAGAUGUCGAAGAGGUUCAGCAUAUCUGUAAACUACCGGUUUUAGAAUAUCUAUGGCUCACCGCAAACCCUGUAGCUUCAACAGUAGAUUAUAGAGUUAAAGUUUUGGAGCAGUUUAAUGCGAGGAUGGAGGAGAUAUGUUUAGAUAAUGAAAGGGCGUCAGGUAAAGAGCUGGAUACAGCCAGGGUGCUGCAGGCCUUGAGGGUAGUGAAAGAGGGCAAGACUCCUAGCUUUCUGCAAAAUAAUAACACUACCCAUUGUUUUAAUAGGAGUUGACAGUUAGGUUUGUAAAUAUAAGAAUUUGAUGUG
This is a messenger RNA of Cydia splendana, 1550 nucleotides long. Its product is annotated as nischarin. The coding region runs from base 120 to 1517 and encodes 465 amino acids. Gene Ontology annotation, cellular component: cytoplasm. The record is from RefSeq and is a predicted model, not a curated record. NCBI's taxonomy places the organism in Eukaryota, Metazoa, Arthropoda, Insecta, Lepidoptera, Tortricidae. Gene Ontology annotation, molecular function: protein binding; phosphatidylinositol binding. The transcript is spliced from 4 exons.